Molecule: messenger RNA, 1194 nt
Organism: Aplysia californica (California sea hare)
Lineage: Eukaryota; Metazoa; Mollusca; Gastropoda; Aplysiida; Aplysiidae
Product: glutathione S-transferase alpha-5
Biological process (GO): glutathione metabolic process
Molecular function (GO): glutathione transferase activity
Source: RefSeq, a predicted model, not a curated record
GCAGUGUGGGACAAGCAGUCAAUCGAGUGUUUGCUGUGUAGUGUUUGGUUCUGUAUAACGCGCCUUGCGUUCGUGAUACAUUUUAUUAUAAUUACAUGCGUAGAAUACAGCCACUGCAGUCUUAAGUUAUCGCGCCGGCCUGCAGUGGAUACAAAUACAACAGCCGCCUUCAAGCUGCGAAAUACUCGUGCUCAGUUAGGCUAAAACCUUAGGAGUUAAUACCUCUUUCGCUUGUUUUAAGAGCGGGUCUUCUGCUCAGAGCGAAAGUAGGAGUGCUCACGCAGCACUGAAGGUACCAAGUUUUCAUUUCAGACGUUAAACAGACCUCUUCCGGGAAACUUUCAAAUUCGACAACAAAUUGCAUUUUUCCCGGUAAAAUCUAGAUCUAGGUCGCGUCAGAGAACGGCACAGGCUACCUGGUGGGAGACAGCCUCACGAUAGCUGACCUCAGUGUGCUGGAGGGACUCUUGACAUUAACAGAGUACUUUGGCAAAGAAAUAUUCGACGGAUUUCCAGCGCUAGAGAAAUUCUUCAACACGGUGACAUCCCUGGAGAAAAUAUCGGCUUAUCUCAACAGCCCUCGCAGGAAGAAGAAGAAUGAUGAGCACUGCAUCGCCAAAGUCAAAGAAAUUCUUGCCUUGGAUUGAAUUUGACAAUGAACUUUACCGAAAUUGAACUUGACUUUUAAUUGUUCCUUAUACCCGGUACUGUUACAAAUCAGAUUACAUGUUUAUGCGUCUGUUGUGCUCUGCUUCAUGUUGUGAAUAGUGACCAUCAUUUGUUUGUUGUUUGAAUUUACGCAAAUGAACCAUGUUUAAGUAAGAGUAAAAUAAAUGAAUAUUGUAGACCUAUUCUGUUUGUGCCAUGAUUUAUCCUCACAGGGUCACAUGGUAUUGGUAAAGAGAAAGGCAGGAAUUAUAAUAAUAUCGUACGCCAGAGUUGGGUUUUUUUUCCUACUGACUGAAGAGCUGUUCAUAUUUCUAAAAUGAAUGCUUUUAAUAAGAAAAAAAUGCUGGCAGUGGUUGAGAGAGUUGUCAGAAGUUAUUCAAUUUUUGGGUCAAACAUCAUUAUGUCUACUUUUCAUUGUGUUGCAGUUGUUGUUAUUGUUACCUCCCCCCCCCCCUCUCUUUUUGUUGAUGCUUCCAAAAUAAUGACCUUUCUUUAAUACUCUGAAUAAAAGUUGUUCGAAAAUAG